Molecule: messenger RNA, 2133 nt
Organism: Prorocentrum cordatum
Lineage: Eukaryota; Dinophyceae; Prorocentrales; Prorocentraceae
Source: the annotation of a GenBank genome assembly
AUGACCUCCGUAACCAUUUUGGCUCAAGCUUUUUUGGCACCGGAAGCAGCCGUUUCGGUACCCGCCCCCCCUCUCGGACGCUUCCGCAGCAGCGGCAUCGGCGGCCGAAGGAGAGAGAACAUGCAGUUCGCGUGGGCGGUGCUGUGCCUCCCGGCCGUCGCCGUGGCGCAGAUGGCCGGCAUGACCAAGGAGGAGCAGGGGCCACCCAUUGUGAUCGCGGAGUGCACCCUGCAGGGGGGCUGCGAGGCGCAGCAGAGGGCCCUGACUCUGGACGCCAACUGGCGCUGGGUGCACGGCCAGACCUGCCAGGGCACGGGCCCCGCCGCCCAGUGCUACAGCUCGGGCAACUGCUUCACCGACGGCGUGUGGGACUCCACCAUGUGCCCCGACCCGGAGUCCUGCGCCGAGAACUGCGCGCUGGAGGGCGUCACGCUGGACGACUACGACAGCACCUACGGCGUCGCGGCGAUCCCGGGAGGCGUCGAGCUAGGCUUCGUGCGCGGCCCGAACGUGGGGUCCCGCCUGUACGUCCUGGAGAAGCCAGACAAGUACAAGCUUUUCAAGCUCCUGAACAGGGAGUUCACCUUCGACGUGGAUGUCUCCACACUUCCCUGCGGACUGAACGGCGCGUUGUACUUCAGCGAGAUGGAUGAGGAUGGGGGGAUGAAGCACUCGGGCAACAAGGCUGGCGCCAAGUACGGGACAGGCUACUGUGACGCCCAGUGCCCCCAUGACGUGAAGUUCAUGGAGGGCAAGAGCAACACCCUCGAGUGGAACACGAGCGCAGCUCUCGGCAAGUACGGGCUGUGCUGCGCGGAAGUUGACAUCUGGGAGGCGAAUUCCAUGGCCACGGCCUUCACGAUGCACCCGUGCACCAUCGAUGGCACCUAUUUGUGCAAGGGCAAGGAGUGCGGCGACAACGCCAAGAACGAGCGCUACGAUGGCGUCUGCGACAAGGAUGGCUGCGACUUCAACUCGUACCGCAUGAGCCACCAGCAAUUCUUCGGACCGGGAGACGAUUUCACGGUGGACACCACGCAGCCGAUGACCGUGGUGACCCAGUUCGUGACAGACGACGGCACCGACGACGGCGACCUCGUGGAGAUAAGGCGCCUCUACGUGCAGGGCGGCAAGGUGAUCAAGAACUCGAACGCCGGCAUCCUCGGCUCUGACGGCGGGGACUCCAUCACCGACGCGUACUGCUCCGCACAGAAGGAUAAGUUCGGCGACCCCGACGAUUUCCGCAAGAAAGGCGCCCUGAAGCAGACGGGGGAGGCGCUGCGCCGCGGGAUGACGCUCGUCCUCUCCCUGUGGGACGACUACCAGUGCCAGAUGCUUUGGCUCGACUCGGACGCGGGCGAGGGCGGCCACUCCACGCCGGGCGUCGCGCGCGGCCCGUGCGACAAGACCACGGGCGUGCCGGCGGACGUGCGCGCCAAGUACCCGGACGCGUCGGUGACCUACUCCAACAUCAUGUACGGGGAGAUCGGGUCCACGUACACUGCCGGCGAGGGCGCAAAGCCGGACCAGGCCGUGGCGACGGGGUUCCCCAAGGCCGCGGCUGCGGGCGUCACCGCGGUGAGCGGGGGCGCCGCGGCCCUGCCGCAGCAGCAGCAGCAGCAGCAGCAGCAGCAGCAGCAGCAGCAGCAGCAGCAGCAGCAGGCACUGCAGCAGCCGCAGCAGCCGCAGCCGUCGCUGCCGCAGCAGCCGCAGGCCGCCCAGGCGGCGGCGGCGGCGGGCGCGGGCGCCUCCGCCGCGGGCUGCGCGGACGUGUUCCAGCAGUGCGGGGGCGACGGCUGGGCCGGCGCGUCGUGCUGCCAGGCCGGCUGCACCUGCACAGCGCAGGGGGGCCCCUCGUACAGCCAGUGCCUGCCGCCCGCGGGCGCCUACCUGUGCUCUGGCACUAUCGGCCUCGUGCAGAGGAGCUCUCUGCGCGAGGCGCCCGCGCAGCGGGCCGGCGAAGGAGGCCCCGCGGCGCGUUGGGCGGCCCCGCUGGCCGUGGCGCUGCGGGCCGCGGCGCCCGCGCUGCUGCUGGCGGCCGCGGCGGCGGCGGCGUGGGCGCGAGCGCGCCGGGCCCGGUCUUCCGCGCAGCUGCGCAGCGAGGAGGCAAACCUGAUGGCAUCUUCCGAGUGA